Messenger RNA from Leptosia nina, 438 nucleotides. The record is from the annotation of a GenBank genome assembly. NCBI's taxonomy places the organism in Eukaryota, Metazoa, Arthropoda, Insecta, Lepidoptera, Pieridae.
AUGAUCAGAAACAGAGGUAUUGUGCCAGCUACCGAAAUUUGGGUUAGGCACUUUUUUGCGUGGCGCGGGCGCCGAUCGCAGCACGAUCGUGAGGUCGAUGAGCCUCGCUCAUCGCCCUCCCCUCACCCCCUCGCACCCCCGCACCAUCCCUCGCGACCAGUUCUGCCACAAGGUGCACCGCCCGCAGCCGCUAACCCUACAUACGUACCACCUGCCAGACACUUCGUAACUAUAACAUAUGAAACCGACUCCGAACGACUGGAUAGUCAGGAAACGACCGGGAACGAGUUUGAUACUCCUUACUUAGAUGAGGCAGAUUUCACAGGAUAUUUGUUGCAACUACUCCCAACGAGUAGCUUUAGUAUCUCCUUUGUUCUGUAUAUGGGGAGGUGGCCUAUAUUUGUUCAGCCUCUGAAAACUCGAGUUUUUAUUCAGUGA